Messenger RNA from Cetraspora pellucida, 315 nucleotides. NCBI's taxonomy places the organism in Eukaryota, Fungi, Glomeromycota, Glomeromycetes, Diversisporales, Gigasporaceae. The record is from the annotation of a GenBank genome assembly.
CAAAAUUAUAUAAGACAUCUAUCUUAUAUGCUUAAUACAUCUUCAUAUGAGAUAUUUAAUGAGAGAAGUACCAAAACCAAUAUAUCUAAUAAUGACUAUAUUAAUAUUGAGUUAGAUGACAAGAUGUUAAGUGAAAAAGACAAAGGUGUUUUGUCAAGUGAGAAUGGUUUGCUAAAUGAUAAUGAUAUGUUUACUGAAAAUGAUGUAUUAAGCAAAGAUGAUUUGUUAAAUAAAGAUAACAUGAUAAGAGAGGAUUUGGAUAGAGAAGUAGUUGAUAAGCUUUUAAGCAAUAAAAAAAUGGCAUAUAUUAAUUGA